Molecule: messenger RNA, 294 nt
Organism: Dentiscutata erythropus
Lineage: Eukaryota; Fungi; Glomeromycota; Glomeromycetes; Diversisporales; Gigasporaceae
Source: the annotation of a GenBank genome assembly
AUGGGAAUAGAAUGUAAUGUUCGUCCUCAUUGCCUCGCAUGCAAGAAAAAACUUUGUACUAUUGGUUUUUGUACAAAAGAAGAAUGUAGAAGGGUUCAAAUACUAGAAAAAGAAUCUAAAAGGGUUGAAAAAGAGAAUGAACCCCUCCAAAUAUUGCUCGAAGAAAAAUCGAAAAUUAUCUUAACAUUAGAGCAAAGAAUUCAAAGGAUAACUUUUGGAGAAGUGAUUCCGGGUAUUUAUUUUAUUAUUCUCCUUCAGCAUGAAAAAAAUCCUAAAAAUGCCGAAAAAUGUUAA